AUGCCUCCCAAGCGGAUAACGCGGCGGUCGGUAUUGUCACCUUCGCCUUCCCUUUCCGAUUUGGGCACCACACCAAAGCUCGGAAAGCGCGGCAAUAAGGUUGCAGUCGAGCAAGUCAGGAAUCAAACGCCCACCAGAUUCAGUCUCAGCUAUGGCUCCUCACUGGUAGCUCAGCCAGACAGGAACAAAACCGCCGCAGGUACUGAUCUCGAAACCGCCUUCGCCGAGAUUCACGAAACUGUCAGGACCGACAAUAUUAGGGCUGAGGCUCGCCGUCGAGAGCUUGAUGCGCGUAGGGGUAGCACCACUCCCGGUCCCAGACGCCCUGACCCCAUCGAGGAAGAAACCGAAGAGGAGGAAGAGGAGCAGGAGCCGGAAGAGAAGGAAGAACCCGACAACCAAGGUGACUAUUAUGACGACUACGACGAGGAAGAAGAGGAGCGAUUAGAAAUGCAGAGGGCAGAGGAGAGGGCACAGAAAGCAAGGGAGAAAGCGGAGAGGGACGCCGCGGAGAGAGAAAGAAAGCAAGUGGAGAAAGAGACGAAGGACAAAGAAGAGAGGGAGGAGGCAGAAAGAGCCACGAAGGAAAAGGCCGUGAAAGCAGCCAAAGCAAAGGCAGCACGUGAAGCCAAGGAACGAGCUGAACAAGAAGCCAAGAAAAGAGCACGCGACGAGGAGGAUGAGGAACGGGCCGAGCUGGAACGGGCCGAGCGCGAAGACAAGAAAAGACGUGAGCGUACUGAAGAGGCGCAGCGUCAAGCGGACCAGAAGCAUGCAGCAGAAAUUGCGCGUAAGAAGGAAGAGCAACGUCAAGCUCGAGAGGCCAUGCGACCACCCCUCCUACCUUCCAAACAACUGCUUUCGACACCACCCAAGUCGAGGACAAGGGAACUUGUGCCACCCGAUACCGGCAACAGCUAUGUCGAGGAAAGUGAUGUCUACACCGACUCAGAAAAGAGGAGGGAAGAGUUAGAGGAAGAAAGGCGACUGGCUCAGCAACAGAUGCGACUGGCUCGACUGGCUGCGCAGUAUACACCAGAGCCUCCGGAACCACCCAGAAUCGCAAGGCGGCCAGCGUCGACUCUCUCCCCCCGUUCUUUACAGUUUGCUCAAGAUCUAGUAGAUCAACAGCAAGAAUUCCUCCACACAGAGACGGAACCCAUGUCUGACAAACACUAUCCGUCCUUUAGCAAGUCGCCCAAACCAGCAACAAGACCGAACCGAACAUCCAGGCCGCUAUCUGAACAGUCAAAUACCACAAACGGGGAAACACCACCUCCUCCGUACACUACUGCUCCUACCUCCAUGCAAAGAUUACUGAGUGCGGUUCGCCGUUCGAUAUGGGUCAUGUGGAAGCUGUUCACGUACCUUCUACCAGUGCUCCUCCUCACUCUGAUUGUCUUGAGUGCGUCUUCGUAUGGUUCGUCGGAUUCGGAUAGCGGCAUCCGGUGGUAUGGCUGGAAGCACUGGAGGAGCAACGUUGGGCAAUUCAUUCCCAACCAUCCGCAAUUGACAGAUGAUCAGUUCAACGACCUCAAGGAUUACAUCCUUGAACAGUCAUCUUCCACCGAAAGUGCUGUUAAGAACAUCCAGACUCUUCUCCCCCGGAUGGUGCACGUCAAGCGCGGUCCAAAUGGCGAUCUCAUCAUUCAGGACGACUUCUGGCAUGCUCUUCUGGAUAAGAUGCUCAAGGAUAGCUCCGUUCUUACGCUAGACGGUGCAGGUGACAUAUCCGAAGAGCAUUGGGACGCACUACGACCGCGCCUUGUCAAAGCCGGGCUUUUCGAAAAGGGACCAUCGGACGAGCAUAUUAUUCAGCUUGCCGAAGGUACCGUUUCCAAAUCUUGGGAACGUUGGGUAUCCAAGAACGGGGAGAAGGUCGCGCAGGUCGUCAAAGAGCAUCUACCGGGAGACAAAGACAAAAGCGAUGGGGUUACGCGUGACGCAGUCAUUAGCAGAGAUGAGUUUGCGCGGCUCCUCACGAAGAGGAUUGCAGAACACAAGGAGGACAUUGAUGAUAGACUGGCUGCCGUCAAGAAAGGGUUGGAGACACUCAUCGACACCACGGUCAAGGCGGCCAUUUCCAACUCUGAAGGCGGUCUCUCCAAGUCCGACAUCACCAACCUCGUCAAAAACAUCGUACAGAAGGAAAUCCCUCGAGCGCACCUCGAAGCUGCCGCUAAGGACGGCAUCAUGCGCAACUACCACGACUACAUCGAAACCCAGGUCAACCAUUUCGGCCUGGGCAAUGAAGCUGGUAUCGUUUUAUCGGAAUCAUCCCCUGUCUACACACACGAGUCCCAAACCCUUCCGGGCAACAAGCAUCUGAGCAAGUUGUUCGGUAAGGCAAAGCCCAUCUCAGGCAAAGACCAAUUCGGCCUGGAGGCGGAGUACAUGAUGGCACUCUCUGCCUGGAAUGACGUUGGCCAGUGCUGGUGCGCCGGCAUCACAGCUAGCAGAGGCGCCGAGCUCGCCGUGGAGAUGGCCAACCUUGUCAUUCCGCAAGCCAUCGUCGUCGAGCACGUCCACCCGAACGCGACGAAUUAUCCCGGGGCCAUGCCUAAGGACAUCGAAAUCUGGGGGUACUACCCGGAAGCGGAUGACAACAAGCGUCUCCUGGCUUGGAUGGACGAACUGUAUCCAGGAGAGCGCGAAGCUGACUUGAAGAGGAUCGACGAGGACAAGAAGUCACUGUCCUUGAUCAACAAGAAGUACGUCAAGAUCGGAGAGCUCGAGUACGACUAUGCAAAGACCAGCGGUAGCCACGGCAUGUUUGUCUACAAGCUGUCGGAGGAACUGCUCGAUCUGGAUGCGGCGACGUACAAGGUGUUGGUCAGAGCCAAGACCAACCACGGGGCGCAGGAUCAUACUUGCUUCUACCGGCUGCAAUUGUUUGGUGAGGAAGUGGAGUUUGAGUAUGAGAAGUAA
Messenger RNA from Sordaria macrospora k-hell, 2928 nucleotides. RefSeq lists its product as uncharacterized. Gene Ontology annotation, cellular component: meiotic nuclear membrane microtubule tethering complex; nuclear envelope. Gene Ontology annotation, molecular function: protein-membrane adaptor activity. The record is from RefSeq and is a predicted model, not a curated record. Lineage: Eukaryota; Fungi; Ascomycota; Sordariomycetes; Sordariales; Sordariaceae.